GCCACGGGGGAAAUAGGGAGAAGUCAAGUAGAGAUUCUGCUUGCUUUUAUCCAAAGGGAGUGUAGACAGAGAUUGUGUGGUGAUGUCCAUCACAUUUUAAUUAGACUGUGGGUAAAGGGUUAAGUCUACAGGUUCUUCCUUUUCAAGAAUGUCUGACACAGAACACAAACAUACAAACACCUGUAAGACAGGCAGAGUGAAACAUUUUUCUACUAGAAUUCAAAAGGAAAAUUGCAUAAUGUCUUGCUUUUAUAGUUGGGCACAGCCUUGAUAUCCAGUUUCUUAUUUUCUGCUGACUUUUAAUAGGGUAAUUUCUUCAAUCGUGAAGACAGUGCUCCUGGACAGUUUUCUCAAUCCCAAGAAGAGGUUUUGGCCGGUGAUACAGCAUCUCUGGGUCUCAUACCAGAGACAAAGUUUCACCCACUUCAUACAGCAUGGAUUGCUAUUUUACAGCUGUUCCUCUUCAUUGCCUAUGAAACCAUGCAAUUUAUAGUUCCUAAUGGACACCUAAUGCAUCAUGUUUCUUUAUCACUUGGAGGUACAGAUCCUCCAUUCAGCUUCCUGGUCGUGGUACAUGUUGGGUUAUGGGUCAUCAUAUUUGUCUCAGACAGAGUUUUACAGCAUCUGCAUCACCAGUCUCAAGCAAAAGGCUACUUGGAAUUCUUCCGGGAGACUAAGGAAUUGAGGAGAAUUCCAUAUGCCAUUUUAUCAAUAGGAAAUGCUGUGCUGUUGAUUAUAUUUGCCGUCAUAGGUCACGACGCUAAAAGGUCUAACAGGGGUGGCCUGGCACUAUACAAUAUUCUGCAGAUUAUAUUCACUGUUGAGUUCCUUGAUAGAAACACGGAAAACCUUGUCUUCUGUACACUGAAUGCCUCGAGUAUCCAAAUAAUUACAGCGUCACCUGUAACUUGGUACUUAUGUUUUCUGUAUUUUCUCCUAACAGUAAAAGUUCUCAAGUUCAAUAGAAGAAGACCUCUUCCAGAUGCCGAAGACUCAGACUUCCAGAACACUUACCUCGGCAACGGCAUAUCAAACUCAGUAACUGUGACAGGAUACAGGGACAAUGAUUACUUAGACGAAGUCCUGGAAAAACAAGCGGACAUGAUUCGUUAUCUGCAGCAACACAAUGCCAACCUGGGAAAACGGCUUAUGAAGCUCACUGCACAGCAAAGCCGGAGCAGCCUGAAUACAAUGUUAUUUGAGAAUGAAGUUUGAUAAAAAUGGUUUCACAAAAUUUCCCUUCCUUUCCGCCUUUAGUCGACUAAACAGAGACUCUUUAGGCUCGUCACGCAAUCUUUCAUCCGAGUUCGUGACUAUCUCGCCCAGUGAAUUAACAAACGUCUGACUACGUGCGCCCAAUUCGUUUUCCGGUCGAAGAGCUCCUGAGAUCCGACAAUGAAGUUUCCUUACUGUUGACCUAGCCCUGGAGAAAUCCUUGUACAACCUUCUCUCCCAGGGUCCUUCAUCUUAAGGAGCCACGUGCUUCUCGAAAAUAUUGGUCAGUCGCAAUCCCUACAUCAGAAAGAAGUAGUGUUCCGGCUCCAAUGUGCAAAAAUUGUCCUCGAGCUGAAAGAAACCACACGAAAAAAAAAGUCGGGAGCUUAUCAUCAACCGGACUCUUAAUAGGAAACAAAUGUGGUUAAGAAUUGGUUGAGGUGCUCCAACUGAUUAGUUUUUUACGAUUACGGUCUUGAAAGCUUGAAGCGAAAGGGUAUAACGUGCACUUUGUGUGUACAAUUUUUGAUUUGCAGCGACUGUGGUUAAAUUAAGUCACGCACAUGACCUCACGUAAAUUUUUGCGGAAACGGAAAAUCGCACACUUUACAGUGAGUAAGCACACAAAGAAAGAAA
Molecule: messenger RNA, 1851 nt
Organism: Orbicella faveolata
Lineage: Eukaryota; Metazoa; Cnidaria; Anthozoa; Scleractinia; Merulinidae
Product: transmembrane protein 192-like
Cellular component (GO): lysosomal membrane; late endosome
Source: RefSeq, a predicted model, not a curated record